UUAUCUUUACAUUCUCAUUUUUUUCCCUACCAUGGAUCGUCCUGAUGCAUCUCAACCCAUUGUCAUUAUCAUGAACGGCUCAAACUACAUCCCUUGGGCCCAAGCCAUGACCAGUUUUCUCAAAGGCCGACGAUUAUGGCGCUAUAUAACCGUUGACAUCACCAAACCAAAACCAAAAGACAAAGAACCCGCAGACCCAGAAAAGCUUGAAGAAUGGGAUAGCAAGAAUCACCAAAUCAUCACAUGGAUUCGCAACACUUGCACUCACUCCAUCAGUCUCCAGUUUGGUCGUUUCUCAACUGCCCAAUCUCUUUGGGCUUUUCUGGAACAACGCUAUACCACCUCUGAUUUGGCUCACCAAUACCAGCUCCUAACCACUCUUCACCAAAUCAAGCAAAAACCAAGUCAAUCCAUCAAUAACUUCCUCUCUGAGUUGUAUUUCAUCUGGGAUCAACUUGCCUCGUCUGAACCUAUGUUUACCGAUCUCGAAAGUGCUACCAAAUUCACUGCAUAUCGAGAUCAACAGCAUUUGGUUCUCUUUCUCAUGGCUCUCCUCGAUGAGUUUGAACAUGUUCGUGCUUCACUUAUUCAUCGCAAUCCUCUGCCUACAUUAGAUCAGGCGGUCACUGAACUUCUUUCAGAAGAAACAAGACUUCAACCUCGACAAAAAAUUCCUACAGAUGUUGUCUUUGCUACACCAAAUACUAGGGGAUCUUCCUUUGGUUCCUUCAAAAAUUGGUGUAACUACUGCAAAACUACCGGCCACAUUCUCCUAGAUUGCCCAGUCCGCAUCUGCCAGUUCUGCAAAAAAGGGGACCUGGUCAUCUUCAACGAGACUGCUCUCAUAAUCCUAAUCGAUCCUCUUCAUCUCAGCCCAAUACAUAUCGAGGAUCCAUAUCUAAAUCAGUAGCUACUGUGCUUGAUACCUCCACGCCAACACUUUCCACAGGAGAAUUGUCUGUCUCUCAUAUUGAGGACAUUGUCAAACAAGUUCUUACUCAUUCGGGUAACUCAUAUUCUACUGCCAUGUCUGUCACAUCAGGAUCCAAAGACGGGACAGACUCUUGGGAUAGGCCGUAAGGUUGGACGCCUCUUUGAAGUCAGCAAUCUCCAUAUUCCCUCAUCAUUUAUCUCAUCAGAGUUCACUACAUCUGCCUCUCCCACAACGUCUCUUCACCUAUGGCACAAUCGCCUCGGUCAUCCAUCCAUUGAUCGUCUCAAAACUUUGGUCUCUCACGGUCAAAUACAAUAUACUCCAACUGAUGAAUUUGACUGUCUUGCAUGCCAAUUAUCCAAGCAAUCAGCAUUACCUUUCUCUAAUAGUAAUUCUAUUUCCUCUACACCAUUUGAUUUAAUUCACUCUGAUGUUUGGUGGCCUUCCCCAACAAUUACCAUGGGAGGAUCACGUUACUAUGUUAUUUUUAUUGAUGAUUUUUCUCGUUA
Tripterygium wilfordii is the source of this 1443-nucleotide messenger RNA. RefSeq lists its product as uncharacterized. The coding region runs from base 32 to 910 and encodes 292 amino acids. NCBI's taxonomy places the organism in Eukaryota, Viridiplantae, Streptophyta, Magnoliopsida, Celastrales, Celastraceae. The record is from RefSeq and is a predicted model, not a curated record. The transcript is spliced from 2 exons.